CCCCAAAAAAUGUGUAAAAAAGAGAGGAAAAAUCAUAUAAAAACUUUGGUGAAUGCAUAGAAAACCAAAGUACCCUGAUAAAUACAGCCUAAACUGCGUCUAGCGAAACCUUCCCCGUCCCUCCUUAUUACGAAUUUGCACAUGCACAUUUGCCCUCUCAUCUCUCACACCCACAGAAGCGCAAUCAGACAAGAACUGACACAACCAGGGACUGAGGUUGCGCGACAAUUCAUAUCCAAUCCCCGCAAAGCUAGAUCAUGCCCAUGAGCUCUUGAAAGCCAUUCUCUCUCUCUCUCUCUCUCUCUCUCUCUCUCUCUCUCUCUAUUUAAGACCAUCACAUUUGCCUCCGACCUUGUACCACAACUUACGACAACGUCCCGACCCAAAAAGAAGCAAUGGAGAACAGCCCCUCCCAUAACAAUGCACCCUACACCCUCCUGCCGGAGGACCCCUCCCCCACACGGCCUCCGGCGCGCUUCCGGAGACCCUUGAAGGUGUUUGCGGCAACCGUCGCUUCCGUCGUGUUCCUGAUGUCGCUGGUCGGGCUGAUCAUCAACCAAAGCCCUGGGACGCCAGCCAAGAGUGACCACCGUCGCUCGGAUCCUUUGGCCUCCAAAGCGACGUCAUUUUCGGAGGAUGAGGGGCGACUGCCGACAGGAGUGUCGCAAGGGGUGUCCGCCAAGUCCUACCCCUCCGUUCGGGACCGGCUUUCGUACAACUGGACAAACGCAAUGUUCUCCUUCCAAAGAACAGCUUACCAUUUUCAGCCUGAAAAGAAUUGGAUGAAUGAUCCUGAUGGUCCGCUGUUCUAUAUGGGGUGGUACCACCUAUUCUACCAAUACAACCCGGAUUCCGCCGUGUGGGGCAACAUCACGUGGGGGCACGCCGUAUCGAGGGACCUCAUCCACUGGCUCUACCUGCCUCUCGCCAUGGUCCCCGAUAGUUCGUUCGAUGCGGGUGGGGUUUGGACUGGCUCGGCCACCCUACUCCCCGAUGGUCGCAUCAUGGUGCUGUACACCGGCGACACUGAACAGUCCAUCCAGGUCCAAAACUUAGCCUACCCUGCCAAUCUAUCCGACCCGCUACUCCUUGAUUGGGUCAAAUACCCGGGUAACCCGGUCAUUGCCCCUCCGGCCGGAAUUGAGCCCGACGAGUUCCGUGACCCGACCACCGCCUGGAUGGGGCCCGAUGGGACCUGGCGGGUCCUGAUUGGGACCAAGGUCAAUGACACGGGCAUGGCCCUCAUCUACCAGACGAGCAAUUUCACCACGUACAAGGCCGCGGCCGGGGUGCUCCACGCAGUUAAUGGUACGGGCAUGUGGGAGUGCGUGGACUUUUACCCGGUCUCGACCAACUCGCCGGAAGGGCUCGAUACGUCGGCUGUCGGGCCCGGCGUGAAGCACGUGCUGAAGGCGAGCUUGGACGAUUUGAAGUUGGAUUACUACGCGAUCGGGACGUAUGACCCGAUUAGCGAUACUUGGACGCCCGAUGACCCGGAGGCCGACGUGGGCAUCGGGUUGCAGGUGGAUUACGGGAGGUACUAUGCGUCCAAGAGCUUCUUCGACCAGAACACAGGGAGGAGGAUUUUGUGGGGUUGGACCAAUGAAACCGACGCUGACUAUGAUGAUUUGGCCAAAGGUUGGGCGUCUGUUCAGACAAUUCCGAGGGUCGUAACAUUCGACAACAAGACCGGAGCGAACAUCAUUGAAUGGCCUGUGGAAGAGGUGGAGAGCUUGAGGCUGAACAGCACCGAGUUCGACAGUAUUUUGGUCGAGGCCGGUUCCGUCGUGGCGCUCGACAUCGGCAUGGCCACGCAGCUCGACAUAAGCGUGGAGUUCGAAAUAGAGGGAAGCGAUGCACUGGAGGCACUGGAAGAGACAGAAGCUGAAAUCGAAUGCGCUACUGCUCGAAACAGGACGACUCUCGGCCCGUUCGGCCUUCUGGUUCUCGCCGACGAGUCGCUCUCCGAGUUCACCCCCAUCUACUUCCACAUUGCUAAAUCCACCAAUGGCAGCCUCACGACAUUGUUCUGCGCCGACGAGACGAGGUCGAGCAAGGCAUCGGAAGUUUUCAGGCAAGUUUACGGUGGAUCCGUUCCGGUACUGGACGACGAGAAGUUCACUAUGAGACUCCUGGUCGACCAUUCGAUCGUCGAAAGCUUCGCCCAGGGAGGGAGGACAGUCAUAACAUCGCGGGUCUAUCCGACGGAAGCGAUCUACGGAGCGGCGAAGUUGUUCUUGUUCAACAACGCUACCGGAGUGAACGUGACGGCGUCGCUCGAGAUAUGGCAGAUGAACUCUGCCUUCAUCCACCCGUUCCCCUUAGAGGAAAUGUGAGGGGGUUGAUCCGGUCAAAGUCAACAUUAUUCUUGCCGGGCCUUUUCCAAUGGGCCGAAAGAGCUUCGAUCCAAGUUUUGCUGCCGUCGAGCCUAUUCGUUAUUUGGGGUUACCUAUCGAUGUCUACUUAAUUAUUUCGAUCUUC
This is a messenger RNA of Syzygium oleosum, 2481 nucleotides long. RefSeq names its product acid beta-fructofuranosidase 1, vacuolar-like. Gene Ontology annotation, molecular function: beta-fructofuranosidase activity. The transcript has 8 exons. Gene Ontology annotation, biological process: carbohydrate metabolic process. Lineage: Eukaryota; Viridiplantae; Streptophyta; Magnoliopsida; Myrtales; Myrtaceae. The record is from RefSeq and is a predicted model, not a curated record. Bases 396 to 2336 code for a protein of 646 amino acids.